Molecule: messenger RNA, 3428 nt
Organism: Toxotes jaculatrix (banded archerfish)
Lineage: Eukaryota; Metazoa; Chordata; Actinopteri; Toxotidae
Product: chromaffin granule amine transporter
Exons: 20
Coding region: 605-2317 (570 amino acids)
Biological process (GO): aminergic neurotransmitter loading into synaptic vesicle; xenobiotic transport; transmembrane transport
Cellular component (GO): terminal bouton; synaptic vesicle membrane
Molecular function (GO): serotonin:sodium:chloride symporter activity; xenobiotic transmembrane transporter activity
Source: RefSeq, a predicted model, not a curated record
CACAAACAGCCGUCCACAGCCCAGAGGGAGUCCCGUGAGACAGGACGGAGACAUCAUGUCAUCGGGAUCAAGACAGGUCAAAUUCAGAGUCACGGUGCGUGAUCCACGUACAUCCAUCCAUCCGUUUUAUGUUCGUCCACAUCUGUCCAGCAGUGUCCUCCAGCUGGACCCCGAGGUGUUCCCAGACCGGAUGAGACCUGGAGGUCUCCUCCCAGCUGGACGUGCCCCGAAGCCUGUAAACAGCCUCUGUCCUCAACCUGCUGAGCAGCAGACAGACUCAGAGCAGCUGCUGAACAUGCACAGUUUGCCUGGAUGUUGUCUUCAGGGGCCCCUCUCGGUCCCUCGGCCCCCCCUGACAUUAUCUGCGUUCCUGCUGAGAUGAAGUGAAACCUGCAGCUGCCUGGAAGGAAGGAGGGGAGGAAGGAAGGAAGGAAGGAGGGAAGUCUGCAGCAAGUGAUGGAUGGAUGAUGUGGAAAAUGAUCAGCAGUGACGUGAAGACAGAAGGUCAGUUAUAUAGUCAGUCCAUCAGCAGCCGAGGGGAGAAGAGGAAGCUUCGCUUGUCCAGACAGAAGAGAGAGAGGGAGGCGGAGGUGAAGCAAACAAGAUGGACAGAGAUAGGAGAAUAAAAGACAUGGCAUGGCUCCGUCAGAGUCGAGGUUCUCCCAGACUCGUCCUGGUUGUGGUGUGUGUCGCUCUGCUGCUCGACAACAUGCUGCUCACUGUGGUCGUGCCGAUCAUCCCAACGUUCCUCUACGCCAUGGAGCAUCCCAGCCCAGAACCCCAGACCGCCCUGCCCUCGCUGCUCCCUCUUCCCAGUCAUGUGGCCUCACAGCCCCCCUCCCUCGGGUCAGACCUCCAGGCCUCCAGCCGGACGUCGCAGCCCUCUCAGCUCCCUCUGCCCAGCCACAGCACGCCGGUCCUGGGCACGCAGUCGGAGCAGAGCCCCCGGGCGUCUCCCCCCACGUUCUCUCCCCUGGUGUCUCUGUUUGACAACACGACCUUCAGCCUGCAGGAGAUCCGGACUGAGCCGACCCCUGACCCCACGCCGACAGACCAGACCAGUGUGACCACAGACCUGCACAUCAACGAGACCACAACCGCUGCAGAGUCCUCCUGUCUUCAGGACAGUGUAUUUCUGGAGGAGGAAAAUGUUCGUGUUGGUUUGUUGUUUGCCUCCAAAGCUGUGGUCCAGCUGUUGGUGAACCCCUUCGUGGGUCCGCUCACCAACAGGAUCGGGUAUCACAUCCCCAUGUUCGCUGGGUUCAUCAUCAUGUUCGUGUCCACCAUCAUGUUUGCGUUCUCAGGGACCUACGCUCUGCUGUUCUUCGCUCGCUCUCUGCAGGGAAUCGGCUCGUCCUUCUCCUCUGUGGCAGGUCUGGGUAUGUUGGCUAGUGUGUACACAGAUGACGAGGAGAGAGGCAUCGCCAUGGGCAUCGCACUGGGAGGACUGGCUAUGGGAGUCCUGAUCGGAGCUCCAUUUGGCAGCGUGAUGUACGACUUCGUGGGGAAGAGCGCCCCCUUCCUGAUCCUGGCCUUCCUGGCUGUGUUUGACGGAGUGUUGCAGCUGUGCAUCCUGCAGCCUUCAAAGAUCUCUCCUGGGAGUGUGGAGGAGACGCCGUUACUGACCCUGUUAAAAGAUCCAUACAUCCUCAUCAGUGCAGGUUCUCUGUGUUUCGCCAACAUGGGCGUCGCCAUCCUGGAGCCGACCCUGCCCAUCUGGAUGAUGCAGACUAUGUGCUCCCCUAAAUGGCAACUUGGUAUGGCCUUCCUCCCUGCCAGCAUCUCCUACCUGAUAGGAACAAACUUGUUUGGUGUCCUGGCCAAUAAGAUGGGACGGUGGCUCUGCUCCAUGUUAGGGAUGUUCAUCGUUGGCAUCAGUCUGCUGUGUGUUCCUUUUGCCACCAGUAUUUAUGGUCUAAUUGGACCAAAUGGAGGUCUGGGCUUUGCUAUAGGGAUGGUGGACUCCUCCAUGAUGGCCAUCAUGGGUUACCUGGUCGACAUCCGUCACACCUCCGUGUACGGCAGUGUCUACGCCAUCGCUGAUGUGGCACUGUGUAUGGGCUUCGCUAUCGGUCCAUCCACAGGCGGCGCUCUGGUCCAGGCGGUGGGUUUUCCUUGUCUCAUGGUGUUUAUCGGGGUGAUCAACAUCCUGUACGCCCCGCUCUGCUUCCUGCUGCGUAACCCUGCGGUCCGAGAGGAGAAAAUGGCGAUCAUCGACCAGGAGUGUGUGAUGCACAGGAAAAGCUACAACACACAGAAGGAGAGUCGUGAGUUUCCUCUGAGCGACUACAGUGAAGAAGAGGAGACGGAGGAGUGACGCACACACGGACACACACACCUGCCCAUGUUGUUGAUGUUGUCUCUGUGUUUUACCUUCAUCAUCAGACUUCCUUCCGUCACACAUUCAGAGCAGAGCAGGCGUCGGACGGUUCUUAAAGGGACAGUGUCGACAUUAAAACACAGCUUUAAUUUCCACGUUUUACAGAGUUGUGAAGUAGGAGGAACUGUUUCUGUCUCAUUCAUUCUUCUCAUAGACCAAGUUAGUGACUCACAGUUUGGAUCAGCAUGAAACACACACACACACACACACACAGGACAGCACUGCUAACGUUACCCUGGUUCUUCUGAACAUAUGAUCAGCUGCUAAAUACCUGGUUCUUUGAUGUAAAGUCAAAGGUAGAAGCAUGAAUGGGCCCUGAGGGUCAGGGGCCCCGGGCAUUCACCUGCAAAACGUCACUGAAAGAGACAUGUCCUGCUACAAAGAGACAUGAAACAACUACACAGAGAUACAAAGCAACAACCAAGACAACAAGGAGACAGAGGGAACUACAGAAAUAUCUGCAGACAACCAGACGUAACCUUCAUCCUCAAAGUCUUUUCUCUUGUAAAAAUACAAAAAAAUACAGUUUGAAAAGAAAUACCAAGACCGACACACCUGUUGGAAUUAUUGCUUUGAUUUAGCAAAUGGUUAGUUGGGCAGAAUUUGGUGUUUAUAUGGAUCACCCCUAUUUUUGUAAAGUUAAUCAAAUUUUCCUUUAGUGGCAAAAUUCACAAACCUUUGAACCUUUGUAUUUCAGCUAAAACUCUAAGAAUGGCUUUGGGAUGAAGGUUAGUUUUAAGUCUUUCUUCUGCCUGAAUCUGUCAUUAUAUCAGAAGGUAAGAACUUAAAAUUAGGAAGUUGUUUCAGGUGAAAAAUACAAAAAUAAUUUGUUUCCUCUGAGGUGUACGGUUCAAAUCCCUUCGUUAUUUUAAGGGAGCGUGGGAUUGAUGGAGAGAAUUCUGUGUGAAUGUGAGUUUAUUUUAAGGAACGUGUUCUUUCAUCUUCAUUAACUCUUCAGUCUGAAACCAAAGUGUUGAGAUGUGAAGCUGUACCUGACUCUGUGUCUGACCUCUGACCUGUGUCGCCAUUAAAACUGCUGUAACCUUGA